CGAAGAUCACUGCGUCUAACUACCUUUUCUAUAUAGUCUUUUGCUUUCGGUGACCCCUAGUAGUCCUCGAUUGCACGCUAUGACGCGGCUUCUCACUCCGUGUAUUGCGCCUCCGGCUUCGCUUGCUAUAGGCAGCUUGCUAUUUCCUGUGGAGAUAUCGGGCCUCGAUGAUGUCCGGCCUCACGAGACAAUUGCAUCCUCAAACCGGGGAAUUCGGGCGCGGGGUACCCGAAAGGGUGCAUCCGAAGAGGUGGACCUGGAGGAGGUUGCACAAUCUUGGCAAGCGUCUGCCGCUUGCAUGCAGUUGCUGAACGACGUCCGCGCUCUGAAACAUCAGGGACAGGCGGCGGGCGCAACGGCAUUGGCUCAACGCCUCCGUGAGAUGGGCUACAACGCUUCCCGCGUCGCGCAGAACGCUUCGCACACCACUGCCAGCGCUUUGCGGCUAGCUCACGAUUUCGUUGUUGUGACCGGCUGUGGAUGCGCCGGUCCGCUUGUUGUUGAGCCCAACUUCCGGGAGCACUUUUGCAUUGGUUCGGUUUACGCGACGGAGCGCUACCGACAGCUUCUGGCAGCAAUCCCCGAGGAGCUUGUGGCACCUUACAGCCAGCUGCAGGACAUGGUUAAACUCAUCUGCGCCGAGAUGAAGUUCAGCUUUGAGGCGACUGGCAACUCCCUUCCGCCAUGGCGCAGCACCAGCAGUGUCCUGUCGCGCUGGUCUGCUGCCAAGGCCGUCUAAGCGCCUUCCGGACGCUCCCUGCUGCUUGCAUCCUGUUUCGGCGCGUACUUACUCUUGCCUACAUUUGUACGUGAGGGGACAGCCGGAAUUUCUUCGCUCGGGGAAUGUCUUGACGUGAUUCGCUGUGGAUGACAGAAAUACACAGGGGGUUUGCUCUUUAGCAGAGCUCGUUGGCGGGGCCGCCGUGUUCAGGUUUCCCGUGAGGUUGCAAGUCAGGAUUUUGUAUUGGUGUUGGUUGGUUCAAGAGGUAAAGGCCAUAAAAUUCGUUGCAAAAUUCAUCGCACUUGUCUGUUGUCGUACAUGCUAAUCUGCAGCCGGUUUUGUCCUAGUUGCUUUUCGCUGCUGGAGUGAGAGGGCUUGCAUGUGCGUGAUGGUAGGGAGCGAGAUGCGAGGAGCUGCAUCUGCAACUUCCAGGAUCUGUGUAGUUUUAGAGGAAGAAGCUCUGCUGCAGACGACGAAGUUAUGCGGCGGUGCUUUGUUGUUAUUAUAUACGAUUGCUUACAUAGGCUGUUGGAGCGGUUGAGGUCCAAACAGUUCACGGGAAGCGAAGAGAACGAUCCAACGGGAUGGUAGGUACGGACGUAGUUGGCUGCCUUGACAGUAAGCCUGCCUGCCUGCCCGCCUGCUUGUAGCCUGGCAGCAAGCACGCGGGCAGCUGUGUUUGCUGUGCAAAAGAGCGGGUGAUGGGAGUAUGUUGGGUAUACUUGCUGCCGAUUCAAGUUGCCAAUAAGGUAGUAGGACAUUGAGGACGUUGGUAUCUUCGCGAAUGCGGGAUUUCAACGAUCAGGCCUUCUAGUUGCGGUACGUUCAUUGGCAGUACGGUACGACAUUCCGUUGCGAAAACGGGAAUCCCAACAGCACCGCUGUUGCUGCUGCCAACUGCCGGCUCUAUCAUCCACAUUUGGCUAGACCUCGGCUUCCUUCUAGUACAGACGUUUUUGUAGGUUUAGACGAGCGUUUGAUGUUGUUAUUGGGCACCUGGGUUCCCACUUGAGCCAUGGCUUGCCGCCUUGCACGCCUUGUUGCGCGGGACGGCGCCGCGCGGUUUCUUGCUGGGCGCUCUUUUACAGUUGGACGUGCUUGGUAGCAGUAGCUGAUGUUUGGUUGCGGGUUGGCCGCCUCUUUUGCGUCUUUAUGUGCGCAUGUGUUUUGUGAUGUGCAAAAAUAAAACAUAGUGCGUGUGUUAAAAAAACUGGCUGUGUGUGUGCCCCUGUGUGGUAGCGCUGCCAGAUCGGGAGGGUGAGGGAAAGGGAAGGGACGUUGGUGUGGAACAGGUUUCGGGAGAGAGAUGGCAACGUAGGCAUCAGAGGCGAGUGUGUCAAAGAAUUGAUGAUGCUUGGAGUCACACAUUUGGCUUUAUGUUUCAUGGACGGUCUUUCUUUACUCCAUACCAAGGAGGAGGAAAGGUCUGCUCAAUCAAAAAAUUCAUAAAGAGAGGCUGCACUGCUUUGAGCUUGGUGCGAUGAGAGAGCCGCCCCGCUUUUUGAGAUGGUGAGGUAGGUAGGAUCGAGGAGAGGGUGCAAAGCCUGAGUUGGAGGUCGAUAUAAGUAAGCCAAGCGAAGGGAGCAGGCAGGUUGGCUGACGUUAGGGUCGGCGGCCGGAAGCGCGGGGCGGUUGUGGGGUGCUACUUCACUGGCGAGAGGUGCAUGCCAUGUGCGAGCACGUGCUGAUGACGCACACACAUGUGCCCACAUGCUAGUCUGCUUUAUGAGUGACAGUUUGCGUCAGCGUGUGCAUAUGACUGAUGGCUGAAUCGCGUGGGGUGUGCUUGCAAUUUUGCUUUGGCAAAGUACCCAUGGGCGUCGGCGCUGGCGACAAUGAUGAUGGAAGGCACGAAGAUGCGAUACCUGGGAGGGGCGAAGGAGACUCAUGCCCAAAGCCUUGCUUUGUGAUGUUGCUUGCCUCUUGUUCUGCCGGAGUUGCCCUGCCAUCAAAGGCAAAGAACAUGUCAGUAUGUGUGCUCAGGUCUAGUUUCUGUGUAUGUAUGUGUGUAGCGGUUGUGCAAGGAGACGGGUGUCUGUGUGUUAAAAAAACUGGCCGUCGUGCGCGCGUGUUGUGGCGUGUGUGUGGCUUCUUGAAGGACGGGGCACUGCGGUUAAUGUGUUGUGUAGCUUGCAAUACCGAGGUGCAGCGUUGGCACGACGUGUGAGAGCACCCCCUGAUCAACCGCUUCUGCACUCUGUUGUUCUUGUUUCGUUUUGUUGCUAGUGUUUGUGUACAGGCCUUCGAUGUGCGCAUGUGUGUGCCCCCUUCAUGAUACAUACAGCUGGAAAUGUGUUGCAUUGCAGAAAAGUAUCCGUACAGUGGCAGGCAAAAAUUUUGCAUUUGGAAGCGGGGACUGUGUUCCCUGUUGGGAGAGUGGCUUGAGGGUUGAGAGUGGCUUGAGGGUUGAAGCGCCAUCAAGAGUGUUACGGCGCAUAGUUCGGCGGCGGCUUGAGGUUGUCUAUAUGUUUGGAGCCGCCUUUUUCUGCAUCUUCUCAGUACUUUCGACUCUGUCCUCCACUGUUACCCGAUGUCGACGUAGCUACGGAGAUGGAAAAGCCAAGCAAGGUUGUGUCGACGUGUCCAUGUUUUGUGGUUUUUGGCGGGUGGUUUUGGCGGUUCGCCUGGCUAUUUCCUUACCACCAUUCGUUGGUUUACGGCGCAGCUGCUGCUGUUGCAUAUUCGGACGUUUCUUUUGGCGCUCCUCAGAACGGGAGGGAUUGCUGACUGUUCGGACCUGAAGACCGCCAGCAUACAAUGCACAGUUAUUCCGCAUGUGUUCUGAUGGGGCAAGCUUGCCAUUUUCAGGAGCCUCAUUCCUCUAGACCAAGGGAAGGGGCCUUGCGUUCUUGUCAUAUGCUGUUGUUGGCGUUGUGAUGCCACAUGUCAGAUGUGAUAUGACGGGAGUUGCCUGUCAUUGCCCGAGGGCAACUGAUGGAGUUGGGGGUAUGCUCGGGCGAAAGACGCGACCGGCCCCUUUCUCCAGCCUUGGGGGACCGUGCCGCUGGGUAUGUUGGACCACGUCCUGCAGUGUAUCGUUGCUAUUUUUCUGUCCGAUAGCAAUAUCCACGUGCUGCGCGAGGAAGGUUAGCUGAAGGGCGUUUUGGUUGUUUUGGGUUUUGGCAAUCUGCCAGGCGGUGUGCUGUGUUAUGUGUGUUUGUAUGUACGACAGUGGCGGGAUCUCUCGAGAGUUUUCUCAUCGCGUGGAUGAUGUGUCUUUGAGCGGUUUGUGUUGUGCCGUACAUAUCAAGCAGCAGGGUUACGCAGGUAGCUGCCAAACGUUUUUGAACGCGGCUGACAUCUCUGCCCCUGCGGGGUUGUGAGCACUGGCCAGUCCCCAGCUCCUGUUGUCCUCGGAAACACUCUUUCUCGUGUUUGGGGUUGGCGUCUUGCAGGAUAAUAAUAAGGGCGGUAGCAGCCGUUGAGGUGGCGUGAGUUAAGAAAACUGGCCGCAAGUAGGUAGUGGCGUGAGGGUGGCGAGAGUUGCACUGCUCUCUAGGAGGCGGCAGGUGCUGGGAUACGUCUGCAAGCAGGCUGGUUUAGCUGAUGGAAGCAUGGACUGGGUGGAUGAUUAGCAAGAUAAGCUGCCCUCAAUACGGUGUUUUUCAGGUGUUUGUUGUGGCGUGGCAAAUAUUUAGUAUAGGGAGGCGUCUGCUAUGCAGUUGAAGCGAUUUUGCUGUCAGUAUGAGAGUUGGCACUUCGACAUGGCAUCGUCAAGCGUUUAGAGCAUCAUGACAGUAAGCGGGUGGUGUAUGAUGUGUGACGUGCCGGGUUGCCGACUGCUGCUGCCCAGAGCGCAUGGCAAGCGUGCUGCGGUUGGCGAGAAGGCGAGCUUGGCACAUUGCCGGCGCAGGCACCGUCACACAAUACAUAUGCCGCCGUUCGGGUUUGUUCCUUUCUGGGUUUAGGCAGGGUUUCCUGUUGUCACGUUUGCGGUUGUGCUGGUGAUACCUGGUGCGUGUAUGUUGCUCUCAUGAGGGUCAUGACGUGGUCAUGCGCACAGCAUUUGCGUCUGUGUGCGCCUCUGCAAAAAGAAAGAAAUGCUCGAAAUUGUGUUCGUUCUCCGCUUUUUGUUAUUGUUGCUUUGACUGUAUCAAGACUGCAUAUUUGUUGCUUUCUGGCUCCGGAAAACCGGGAGCAUGACCGGUUUAGCAGAAGAAGAACGCUAAUUGUAAACACUCGGGAAG
Molecule: messenger RNA, 4908 nt
Organism: Astrephomene gubernaculifera
Lineage: Eukaryota; Viridiplantae; Chlorophyta; Chlorophyceae; Chlamydomonadales; Astrephomenaceae
Source: the annotation of a GenBank genome assembly